AUGGCAGCAGGUACAGCGAUGGUCAUCCCUCGGUAUGCAGCGAUCAGGUCACCAGUAAUCGCAAUCAUGUCGCGAUUAAUGGCGAGCAAGUCCUCGAAGUACACGUCGAUGGAUUGGCUCAUCUCAUGCAGCCUUCGCAAGAUGAGAUUCAACAAGGGGGCACGGCUUCCGUCAUCCCAACUGGUGACGGUAUUGGCAGCAGUGGUUGAGGUCGUGACCUCCAGCAGUUUGACGCGAACGUCCAGCGGUUCGUCGGGGGGUCCUUGUGUCGGCCGGCAGUCUCCAGCAUGA
Messenger RNA from Linum trigynum, 291 nucleotides. Lineage: Eukaryota; Viridiplantae; Streptophyta; Magnoliopsida; Malpighiales; Linaceae. The record is from the annotation of a GenBank genome assembly.